This is a messenger RNA of Theobroma cacao (cacao), 1833 nucleotides long. RefSeq names its product basic pentacysteine 6 (gene BPC6). Gene Ontology annotation, biological process: response to ethylene. Gene Ontology annotation, cellular component: nucleus. NCBI's taxonomy places the organism in Eukaryota, Viridiplantae, Streptophyta, Magnoliopsida, Malvales, Malvaceae. Gene Ontology annotation, molecular function: DNA-binding transcription factor activity; sequence-specific DNA binding. The record is from RefSeq and is a predicted model, not a curated record.
GAAAACGUAGAGUGAGACUGAGAGAGGCCAGACAGGGUUAAAAAAAAAAAACCCUUAGGACACAAAAAGUAAGGAAAAAUUGGUUUGUCUUUCCUUCUUCCACUCUACUUUUCCAUCUUCCACAAAAUUUAAGGUUUUGAUCCCCAUCUCUUUCCUCUCAAAUUCUUCCGCCGUUCCUAUUCGGGGAAGAGUAACAACUUGAAGAUGGGUUUCUGUGCCCCGUACACCUCUCUAUGGAUCUUCUGCUCCCAAAGUGAUGUGAUACUUAUUUGAUUGCACGCAUACCACCCCACAGCAGAGUUUUAUAACUUUUUUGUGAACCGCAACAAUUUCUUGGGGUCUGAUGGAUGAUAGUGGGCAUCGUGAAAAUGGAAGACUCAAAACAGAUCAGUAUAGAACAGCUCAGGGUCAGUGGCUGAUGCAUCAGCCAUCAAUGAAGCAGAUAAUGGCCAUUAUGGCUGAAAGAGAUGCAGCUAUUCAAGAAAGGAAUUUAGCACUUUCUGAGAAGAAGGCAGCUAUUGCUGAGAGAGAUAUGGCAUUCUUGCAGCGAGAUGCAGCAAUUGCUGAGCGAAAUAGUGCUAUAGCUGAACGUGAUAAUGCCAUAGCAAAUCUUCAGUAUCGAGAGAACUCAUUGGCCACUGGUAACAUGCCCUCUUGUCCACCAGGGUGUCAAAUCUCGCGUGGGGUGAAGCACAUGCAACAUCCACAGCAAAAUGUUCACCAUCUGCCUCACAUUAAUGAAGCACCUUACAACUCAAGGGAAAUGCAUUCAAGUGACACCCUACCAGUUACACCAGGUACCUCUGAAUCUGCAAAGUCAAAGCAGGGUAAACGAGGAAAGGAGGCCAAGGUAAUUGCUUCUAGCAAGAAGGCUCCAAAGCCUCUGAAAAAGGUCAAACGAGAAAAUGAAGACUUGAAUAAGAUUAUGUUUGGCAAGUCACAUGAGUGGAAGGGUGGACAAGAUGCGGGUGGUGGAGGUGAUGAUCUCAACAAACAGCUAGUGGCAACAAAGUCUGAUUGGAAAGGUCAGGAUCUGGGAUUGAAUCAAGUUGUAUUUGAUGACUCGACCAUGGCACCACCUGUUUGUUCAUGCACUGGAGUCCUAAGGCAGUGCUACAAAUGGGGAAACGGGGGAUGGCAAUCUUCAUGUUGCACAACUACCUUGUCAAUGUAUCCUUUGCCAGCAGUCCCCAACAAACGACAUACUCGGAUUGGUGGCAGAAAGAUGAGUGGAAGUGCUUUCAACAAGCUGCUUAGCAGGCUUGCAGCUGAAGGUCAUGAUUUGUCAAAUCCUGUUGAUCUUAAGGACCACUGGGCCAAACAUGGGACAAACAGAUACAUCACAAUCAAGUAGGUUGUUUAAGAUAUCGAAUUGGAUGGGUAAUGACGAAAUAGAAAAGAGGCAUUUGAUGCUCGACCGCUCAUGUGUUCGUCCUUAGUCAUUUUAGCAAUGGAGGAAAAAUAAAGAAUAUUGAAAAUAACCAUAGUGAGGAUUAUUAAGUGGGUAAUGCCAACUUAUUUUGGGUUUUACUUCAAAGUGGCGCCUCUAAUCUUUCUGUCCCUGCUGCUUCGAUCCUCUAUUAGCCUUUUAUGAAUUCAUGUCUCUGCAUUCAGUUCGAGUAAGGAGUGACUGGUAGCUGAAGAGAGGAUCAAGGAUAUGUCCCUUCCCUUUUCCUUUCCUUCACUUUCUUUGCCACAUUCAACCUUGGAAACUCAUGGGGGUUGUCCACUAUGUUGCCUGUAACUCUACUUAAUUGUAAGGAAAUUGUACCUCAACAUCUUAAUGUACUCGAAUGAAAUUUCAAUUUAUAAGCUUAAGCUAUUGUUAUAUUA